AUGCUCAUUUCAUCUCUUCCUUAAUUCAGAAAGUAGUCAUUUAAAGAUAUAACCUAAAUGCUUAUUGAUCUAAGAUUCAAUUUGCUUGGUAAUGAAGGAGCCAAAUAGCUAGGAGAAGAACUAAAAAAUUGCAGAAAUCUUACAGAGGUGUCUAUCCUUUUACAAAACAAUUAAAUUAGCGAAGAAGGAGCAAUAUAACUUGCAAGUGGUUUAAAAUAUCUCAAUUAAGUAGAAAAUUUGUAAUUAUUUUUAAGAUGGAACUAAAUAGGUGAAAAAGGAACUAAGUAAAUUGUAGAAAGUCUUAAGCUUUGUAAAAAUCUAAAGUACUUGAAAAUAGAUUUUGGUUGUUCAAGAAUUGGUAAAGUAGGCGCAAAAGAACUAGCCCAAAUUUUCAAAUAAACCCACAAUGUUACUGAUUUAUGCAUUGAUUUAUGGGGUAAUUAGUUAGGACCAGAAGGUUUGAAAUUUAUUACUGAAGGACUGGGACACUGCUAAAAUAUAACAAAUCUCUCUGUAUUUUUAAAAGAAAAUUCUAUUGGUGCUACAGGAGUCUAGAACUUAGACAAGGUUCUACUAGAAUGUAAAAAUUUAAGCAAAGUACAUCUUGACUUAUACUAAAAUGAUAUACAAAAUGAUGGGGCAAUAUAACUUGGAAAGAUCUUAGAAAGAUGUUAAAAAUUUAAUAAUCUCGAUAUUAGUUUACAGAAAAAUUCAAUCAAUAUUGAUGGAACUUAAGCUCUUUCAAAAAGCUUAAAAAAAUGUAGUAGGAUAAAUAUAAUAUCGCUUGAUCUGUCCGAAAAUGAUGUUUUUGAGGAUCAAUUAACUACCACAUACAAUAAUCUAAAGAAAAUGAGUAGACUUGUUAGCUUUUAAAUAAAAUUGUGA
Molecule: messenger RNA, 885 nt
Organism: Tetrahymena thermophila SB210
Lineage: Eukaryota; Ciliophora; Oligohymenophorea; Hymenostomatida; Tetrahymenidae
Product: kinase domain protein
Exons: 10
Biological process (GO): activation of GTPase activity; nucleocytoplasmic transport
Cellular component (GO): nucleus; cytosol; perinuclear region of cytoplasm
Molecular function (GO): GTPase activator activity; small GTPase binding
Source: RefSeq, a predicted model, not a curated record